Nematocida major is the source of this 2280-nucleotide messenger RNA. RefSeq lists its product as uncharacterized. The transcript has a single exon. The record is from RefSeq and is a predicted model, not a curated record. Bases 1 to 2280 code for a protein of 759 amino acids. NCBI's taxonomy places the organism in Eukaryota, Fungi, Microsporidia.
AUGAACAAGAGAAAAACAAGAAAAUGCAUAGGGUGUUUGGCUGCCGCGCUUGGGGGGUGCUGGGUGAUGGCAGCAGGCGGGCUUACGCCUGAGAAGAGCAGGGCCCCGGGGCCGAAGGGCCGGCCUGGCAAAUACAGCCCACCUACGGGCAAUCUACUCCUGGGUGCUUCUCUAGAAAGCGAAAGAAAGCCCGCAUAUCCCUUCCACAUUCCUACAAGACAGCGCAUGCCAAACGCAGCAAUAGCUUCCAAGCAGUCUAACAGAGCGCCUGCCCUAGCCCAGAAUAUAAAUUCCAUGCAGGAAAUCAUUCGCAAUGCGUUUAAAGGCCUAAAGCAAAACACGUUUUUGGAGUUUAUAGCUAGGCUUGGCGCUGGCAUUGACGUAAAAAAGCGUGCGCUUUUAGAAAUAUACAAAAACCCCCAAAAGUAUCUGUAUCUUAAGGCAGUCGCAGAGUGGGACAUCAGCAUAGUUUUCCAGGCGGUUCGCUUUGCCUUCACACACUCUCCGGAUGCAAACAUUAAAUUAAGAAAAGACACGGCUCGGCCAGAACUCGCUGAAACCUGCGCGCUGAGCAGCGGAGACAUUUUUUUGUUUCUCAAAGACCAGAGAAGUGACGACGCGCUGGUUAUGGAGUGCUGCAUGCAAAAGCUGGGGGUGCUCAAAAGGAUAAAAGCCCUGCCAGCUGCAGUGCGGUCUUUGCUCAGCAUACCCGAAAUAUUUCACGACCUCAAAAGCUUCAGCCAAAGCUUUUUCCUUUCGGCAAGGGCGCAGUGCAAAGACACGGCGGGCGAAAAUCUGCUCUGCGCAGCGAGGGAUAAGAGUUUCGGCCUGCUUUUUAUUAAAAAUUCGGAUCUCAUUAGCGUUGUGGAAGGCCUGGCAGACAUAGCAAAAGCAGUUGCCUGCCCAGAAGAAGCAGGCGGGUCUGAAAAGAAGUACAUAGACGCGCUUGAAAAAACAGAAAAAACUCUAUGCCGCGUGAUGUUUGGCGAGGAGGAAGACUCGCUAGACGCGCAAAAGAAAAAAAACAUACAAAACGUGUAUAGAAUCCUAUACCAGGCCAUGGCAUUGUUCUACGAGCUGUGCCCGUACUAUGGAGAAAAAGCCAAGAUUCAGGGAAAGCAGGUGAUAUUUAUCGAAAAGCACCGCAAAAGUACAUUCAAUGUGUGCAGCCAGACACAGAAGGCCUUCUACAGCAAUGUUAUGCAAUGGGAAACCGAAGCAAGCCAGCUUGGCGAUUACGAAAAAUGCAGCAUUGGGGUAAAGCUGCAUAAUGUGUACUACGUUGACAACGAGGAGCAGGUGCAGAUGUCUGUGAUAGUUCCCAAAACAGCGCAGGGAAUGGCGUGCACAGAAAUAAUAAGAUACAUUUCCGAUAUGUAUGAAAAGCCGAUAGAAAAAAUACAUGUGUUUGGGUUUGACAAAAAUCUCCGCACGUGGUCGUAUAAGGACCCCAGCCGCACAGUGUACUUUGGCGCCGAGAAAAAAAACCCAGAGCUUCUUGUGUUCUACUACAUAUGGGAGACAAACAUGGGCAGGACGCCGGUCGAUCUUGCAAUGGUUGAGUUUAGGCCGGCCCGCAGACAAAACGCGAAAAAAGAAAACACGCUGCAUCUCCCCUUGUUCUUCAACAGGUUUCUGGUCCAGGGCAUAGGCCUCUCCCAGUGUGUGCAGCAGCCUGCUUUCCCGGAAACAGGCCUGUUUUUUUUUGAGAAUUUAGAGCAGGUGAAGGGGGUAAAGGCGAAUGUGUUUUUUUCUGCGUCUAAUAGGCCUGAGCUUUACUACUACCCGCUGCUUUCAAUAGACAUGGAGAACAACAAGAACCACUUGGACAUGCUGCUGGCCAGAAGCCUUACUAGAUCGGCGCCGUGCGCGGACUGCGAAAAAAAAAGCUGGACAACUGUUUCCUACUACACCAAAGCGCACAAGCUCGGGCAGUACUACUGCUCAGAGCUUCUUCCGGACAUGACGGAUGCGUAUGGCACACACAAAGGGUGGACCCUAUAUGGAGACGAGGCAAAAACCGUUGUGGCCGCAUGGGAGGAGGAGCCAGCCCAGAACAGCGUUAUAGUAUCUUCCAAUGGCCAAUAUCUGGUGCCGAAAAGCAUUUACAUUAUUUCGAAUCAAAGUAAAAGCCCGGCGCUGCUGAGCCUGCUCCACAUAGAAAGGUAUUUUUCGCCAAGCAGCAAGUUUCAAAAGUAUGUGAUUCUGCACCCCUCGCGGCGCCUGCAGCUUUUCCAGAUAGGCGUGUACAGUGAUUUGCUUCAGCAUAUGCUGGCAUAA